This is a messenger RNA of Gossypium raimondii (Peruvian cotton), 1840 nucleotides long. RefSeq lists its product as uncharacterized. Gene Ontology annotation, molecular function: protein binding. The record is from RefSeq and is a predicted model, not a curated record. The transcript has a single exon. Lineage: Eukaryota; Viridiplantae; Streptophyta; Magnoliopsida; Malvales; Malvaceae. The coding region runs from base 167 to 1714 and encodes 515 amino acids.
UAAUUCUCCCUUGUGCUCUGUUUUUUUUUCUUCAGUAAUAACAUGUUCUUCAAGCUUGACUUUUCUUAGUUAUGGUCUCCUUUUUUUCUUAUCUAUCUAUCUGCCCCCUGCUGUAUUAAACACCCUCUCGAGGAUCUCGUGAACACAAGAAAAAGAACAGAAAAAAAUGCGUACCCUUUUUUUAUCAUCUUCGUUUUUGUUGUUUUCAAUCAUUUUUCAUCCAUUUUCUGUUCACCAUGUGGCUAGUGAUCACGAUCCAGUGAUCAGGGGAAACAGGGAAACGUUGGAAAUAGCCAACGGCGGCGGUGGGAAAGUUCUUUCCCCUGAAACUUACAAUGACAACUGUCCUCCCCCACCUCCUAAACCUGAAUGUCCACUUCCACCCCCGCCUCCACCUCCUCCCCCUCCUGUACCAAAAUGUACACUUCCCCCACCUCCACCUCCACCUCCGCCUCCGCCUCCGCCUCCGCCUCCGCCUCCUGUACCAAAAUGUACAUUUCCCCCACCUCCACCUCCUCCUCCGCCACCACCUCCACCUCCUCCUCCGCCUCCUUGUAAGUUCAAGACAAAAAGCGGCUGCUUCAGAAACCAGCGGCUAGCAAAAACCCACGACGUGAUCCAAACAUUCAAGAGCAAAAUCCUAGUCGACGACAACAGCAAAAAAUACACAGAGACAUGGCGAGGCACCGAGAUUUGCAACUACAAAGGCUUCACGUGCGAUAUCCGUCCCGACGUGAACGAAACAGCCGUUGCUUCCGUCGAUUUCAACGGCGCUAAAUUUGCGGGGCCGAACGGUUAUCUUCCCCUUGAUGGCUUCAUCGACAAGUUAGACGACUUAGCUAUUUUCCAUGCCAAUUCAAACAACUUCACCGGCACCAUCCCAUACGAGGUCUCCAAAAUCAAAUACUUAUACGAGCUCGAUUUAAGCAACAAUCAGUUGUCCGGUGAUUUCCCGAUGAACGUCCUUAAAGCCACCAACUUAACCUUUUUGGACUUACGGUUCAACUCCAUUAAAGGUCUGGUUCCACAACAAGUUUUCAACUUAGACCUUGAUGUUCUCUUCAUCAACAACAAUAAUUUCGAACAAAGACUCCCCGAGAAUCUCGGUGACACACCGGUUUUAUACCUCACUUUUGCAAACAACAAGUUCACCGGUCCGAUUCCGACAAGCAUCGGCAAAGCACCCAACUUGCUCGAAGUGCUUUUUCUUAACAACAAACUUACUGGGUGUUUACCAUAUGAGAUCGGCAACUUGAGUCAAGCCACCGUGUUCGACGUCGGGUCGAAUAAGUUAACUGGUCCCAUACCAUACUCGUUUGGGUGUUUAAAAAAGAUUGAGCUUCUCAACUUGGCCUGCAAUGAAUUCUACGGCGAAGUACCGGAAAUCGUUUGUCAACUCAAAAAUCUACAAAAUUUGUCAUUGUCAUACAACUAUUUCACUCAGGUUGGCCCAGCUUGUAGAGACUUGAUAAUGAAGAAGAAACUUGAUGUGAAAAACAACUGCAUUUUGGACUUGCCGUUUCAAAGAUCAGAAGCCGAAUGCACUGCAUUUUUCUCGAGAAAUUUGUAUUGCGAUAGGAAAGAUUCGUUUAAAUGGGUUCCUUGCAUGAAAGGUGGGUAUAAUAAAUACAAGCAUUCAAGCCCAGAAUCAACAACGAGUUCUUCUUCACCAUCUGUGAGAACUUACAGCACCCUUAUCCCGCACCGCUUGUGACUUCCAUGCUUUUAGAUAUUAUAUACAACAUCAAGCAACAACAUUGAUUUCGGAAUGUAAUCUAUAAUCCUAUGUUGUAUUUCUCUUGCAGUAUGCAUUAAUUAAAACUUACGGUGAUUAAAUUAA